Messenger RNA from Myiozetetes cayanensis, 559 nucleotides. RefSeq names its product transient receptor potential cation channel subfamily M member 8-like. The transcript has 3 exons. Gene Ontology annotation, molecular function: ligand-gated calcium channel activity. The record is from RefSeq and is a predicted model, not a curated record. NCBI's taxonomy places the organism in Eukaryota, Metazoa, Chordata, Aves, Passeriformes, Tyrannidae. The annotation marks the transcript as partial. Gene Ontology annotation, biological process: calcium ion transmembrane transport.
AUGCUUGUUCUUUUUCAGAUGAUAGACGUCUUCUUCUUCCUCUUCCUCUUUGCUGUGUGGAUGGUGGCCUUUGGAGUGGCCAGGCAAGGCGUCCUGAGGAAGAACGAGCACCGCUGGGAGUGGAUCUUCCGAUCGGUCAUCUACGAGCCCUACCUGGCCAUGUUUGGCCAGUACCCUGAUGAUGUGGAUGGUACCACCUACAACUUUGACCGCUGCACCUUUUCUGGGAACGAGUCCAAACCCCUGUGUGUGGAGCUGGAUGCCAACAACCAGCCCUGCUUUCCUGAGGGGAUCACCAUUCCCCUUGUCUGCAUUUCCAUGCUCUCAACCAACAUCCUCCUCAUGAACCUGCUCAUGGCCACGUUUGGUUACACGGUUGGAUCAGUGCAAGAGAACAACGACCAGGUGUGGAAGUUCCAGCGUUACUUCCUGGUGCAGGAAUACUGCAGUCACCUGACCAUCCCCUUCCCUUUCGUCAUCUUUGCCUACGUGUUCAUGGUCAUGAGGAAGUGUUUCAAGUGCUGCUGUCAGAAGGAAAGCAAAGAGCCAUCCAUUUGUG